AUGCCUGAACCAGUGAACUUGAGGCCCAAGAAGGCAGAGACUAAGACCGCUGGUAAGGGAGGUAAGAAGAGAAAGAGGAGCAGGAAGGAGAGUUACGCCAUCUACAUGUACAAGGUGCUUAAACAGGUCCAUCCUAACACCAGCAUUUCUUCCACGGCCAUGAGAAUUAUGAACUCAUUCAUCAACGCCACCGAGGCGCACUACAACAAGUGCUCCACUAUAUCCACGCGGGUAUUUAGUCACCUGUGUCCGGGAAAUGCUGCGGGUCCUGACGGCCUCACCCUCAGAGUGCUGAAGGGAUGUGCUAUCCAGUUGUGUGGGAUUUUCUAG
This is a messenger RNA of Thalassophryne amazonica, 330 nucleotides long. RefSeq names its product histone H2B-like. NCBI's taxonomy places the organism in Eukaryota, Metazoa, Chordata, Actinopteri, Batrachoidiformes, Batrachoididae. Gene Ontology annotation, molecular function: structural constituent of chromatin; protein heterodimerization activity; DNA binding. Bases 1 to 330 code for a protein of 109 amino acids. The record is from RefSeq and is a predicted model, not a curated record. Gene Ontology annotation, cellular component: nucleosome. The transcript has a single exon.